GGUGGGCUGCGGUGGGGGGAGAGGGUGUCACUCCUGACUCCACGGCUAAGUUAGCAGAAGUCUGCUGGCAGCACUCGGAAGGGGAAGUGUUGAAGCGGGCUUUUCUGCAGUGCAGGGCUGUAAUUUGCUGAAGGAGGCAAAGAACAUCCUUCGAUCUAAGUAGGGCUUUUAGUGUGCUCAUUGAUGAGUGAAAGUCGCCACACAUGUCAAGCUAAAGGCAGUUGUUGGGUUACUAACAGGACACAACGUCUUGCAAACAUAUGCGUUAAGCUGUGUAUACAGAUGGCAGGGAGAAUAAUGGAGCAGGCGCCUCUUAUAAAGCUCUAGCUGCUGCCUGUCUUCAGACCUGGGAAAUGAAACUAUUCAGACUCAGGGCCAGAUAGCGCCUGGGAUUGUUUGUUACCGUUUUAAUCCUAUUAAUUAAAACGUUAACCUGAUUGGGUAGAAAGCUCUGUCCCAACAGGCGAGUCUUCUUCAUAAUAACCUACUCUCAGAGAUAAUGAUGUAAAAGACUCCCCCGUCUGCGGCGGCUGCUGGUUGAUGGGUCCGGAAAUCUCUUGAAGGUGAAUCCAAGCAAGAUAAACGGUGGAAGCGGCUCCGCUGGCAGCGCACAAUGCCCCAGCGCGGCGCCUGCUGAGGGCGAGCCCGAGCCGGAGCCGCAGCCGCCGCCGGAGCCGCAGCCCGAGCCGGAGCCGGAGCCGCAGCCGCCGCCGGAGCCGCAGCCGGAGCCGCAGCCCGAGCCGCCGCCGGAGCCGGAGCAGGGGCAGCCGCGGCGCCGGGCACGGCGCAGCCCCGGCGGGAGCCGGGAAGCGAUUUCUGCCAGCGGGACGCCGGGGAGCCGCCCGCCGCGGCGCGGAGCCUUGGAGGAGCGGGCCGGGAGCUGAGGGGGGCGGAGGAGGCGGAGGCGGAGGCGAGCGGGGCGCCGAUGGAGCGGGCGCUGGGGCUGCCCGCAGAAGAGGACCUCUUCCACAAGAGCCUCGCCGCCUCGGCCAAGCGCAUGGAGUCCGCCUUCCGCUCGCCCCCGGGGCUCGACCUCUCCCACCCCCGCGACCGCCAGCCCUCGCCGCUCGCCUGCUACGAGGCGGCGGAGCCCGAGGCGCUGCUGCAGCCCGGCGUCGGCGGCGACCCGCUGGCGCUGCCGCCGAGCUCCGUCUGCGUCAAGUACGGCGAGAGCGCCAGCCGCAGCUCGGUGGCCGAGAGCAGCGGCGGCGAGCAGAGCCCCGACGACGACAGCGACGGCCGCUGCGAGCUGGUGCUGCGCGGCGCCGGGGGGGACCCGCGCGUCGCCUCGCCGGCGGCGGGCGGCGGCGGCGGCGGCGGCGGGGGGGGCGGGGGGCUGAAGGCGGCCGAGGGCGGCUGCUCCAACAGCCACGGGCACGGCGGCAGCAAGAAGUCCAAGGAGCAGAAGGCGCUGCGCCUCAACAUCAACGCGCGGGAGCGGCGGCGGAUGCACGACCUGAACGACGCGCUGGACGAGCUGCGGGCGGUCAUCCCCUACGCGCACAGCCCCUCGGUGCGGAAGCUCUCCAAGAUCGCCACGCUCCUCCUGGCCAAGAACUACAUCCUGAUGCAGGCGCAGGCCCUGGAGGAGAUGCGGCGCCUGGUGGCUUAUCUCAACCAGGGCCAGGCCAUCUCGGCCGCCUCCUUGCCCAGCUCCGCCGCGGCGGCGGCGGCGGCGGCGGCGGCCCUGCACCCCGCCCUCGGCGCCUACGAGCAGGCGGCCGGGUACCCCUUCAGCGCCGGGCUGCCCCCCGCCACCUCCUGCCCGGAGAAAUGUGCCAUUUUCAACAGCGUCUCCUCCAGCCUCUGCAAACAGUGCACGGAGAAGCCUUAAGCGCUGCCGCCGUUGCCGCCCCCCGCCGCCGCCGCGGCCCCGGGGAGCGGCGACAGCCGGCGGCCCGGCCCCGAGCCCGGUCCCGGGCCGGGGGGCGCGGGGGCGGCGGAGGGACUGACCGCUGCCCGGCCCCCGCCUCCCUCCGCCCGGCCUCGCCUCGCCUCCCUCUUCUCCGCGGGCUUGGCCGAGACGGGACCGCGACGGGAGCCGGCGCGCCCGCGGCGCCGGGGAGGGGGCGCGGCGGCGGGGGUGCCGCGGGGAGGAAGCCCAGGCCCGGGGGGUGCGGGGGGGCUGGCUCUCGCCGGGCGCCCGCUGCUCGCCCGGACAAAGGAGAGGCCGAGGCGCAGCGGGCCGGGCUGGGAGCCGGGGCUAGCACGCCGGGGAGAGGGACGGAGAGCGGCCCCUGCCCCGGUCUGCCAGCCCCCCGGUCCCGGCCCCUGGUCCCCGGUCCCGGUCCCGGCGAGGGGAAGGAAGGGGCCGCAGCGAUCCGGGCGCGGAGGUGGAUGGGACACAUCGGAGAGGGCACCUGAGCAUAGAAUUUUUUUUUUAUUAUUAUUAUUAGCAGUAUUAUUAUUAUUAUUAUUCUGAGCCAGGAAACAAACAAACUUGAAAUGUAAACUUAUUAUUUAAGCGACUCGCAGAAACAAAGAGACUGGACCAUUGCUAUGGAAGACUUUGUAUUUUUUAUCGUCUCUAAACUUUGAUCCUGUGAAAAUGCGCAAAGUUUGGUGAGAGUGAUUUAAAAAAAAAAACCGAGAGAGUUAAAAAAAAAAAGACAAAAAAUAACCGAUCAAACCCCCUACUCCGUGUGGCUGAAAGUAUCGCAUUUUUAAAAGAAAUAUUUAUGUGCACCUUGUUUCUUUCCACUUUGCAAUGAUGUAUAAACAAGACAUGCUAUUUAUUUGUUAUUCUUUAAAUGACCCUUCCACACCAACAAUAUUUAUCAUGUGUUAAGGUCACGGGUCUUAUGUGCAGUUACUUUAAAUGCUUCUAAAAUUCUGUUUAUGGAUUAACUUAAACUGUGUGCCAAGUGUUUAAAACAUUUAUUUGCCAACAACGUAUAACCAGAAAUGUUGAUGUAUCUGAGCUGCUUAGGUUUCUGAAAGGUCAUCUGGAUUUUAAGUUGCAUCAUCCCUGUAUUUAAAUUGAGCUUUAAUAAAUUGCUUCAGUCCAAAAA
Messenger RNA from Harpia harpyja (harpy eagle), 3011 nucleotides. RefSeq names its product basic helix-loop-helix family member e22 (gene BHLHE22). The record is from RefSeq and is a predicted model, not a curated record. Lineage: Eukaryota; Metazoa; Chordata; Aves; Accipitriformes; Accipitridae. The transcript has a single exon. Gene Ontology annotation, molecular function: protein dimerization activity. The coding region runs from base 926 to 1834 and encodes 302 amino acids.